Bombina bombina (fire-bellied toad) is the source of this 1478-nucleotide messenger RNA. RefSeq names its product creatine kinase B (gene CKB). Gene Ontology annotation, biological process: phosphocreatine biosynthetic process. NCBI's taxonomy places the organism in Eukaryota, Metazoa, Chordata, Amphibia, Anura, Bombinatoridae. Gene Ontology annotation, molecular function: creatine kinase activity. The record is from RefSeq and is a predicted model, not a curated record. The transcript has 8 exons. Bases 158 to 1303 code for a protein of 381 amino acids.
AUAGCAGCCAAUGGUAACAUUGGCUGAACCCCCUAUAUAAAUGCAGUGCAGCCCUUGCUCACACACAGCAGAUUUGGUCUUGGAAGCUGCUGGUCUUAAAGUGCAGACAGGGGCUGCUUUAAGUUUUUCUAUACAUCUCUACCAGUAAAGUACAACCAUGCCUUUUGGUAACACCCACAACUCGCAGAAGUUGAAGUACCCUGUGGAAGCGGAGUUUCCAGAUUUGAGUGUCCACAACAAUCAUAUGUCCAAGGUGCUUACCCCAGAACUGUACAAGAAGCUGAGGGAGAAACAAACUCCUAGUGGAUUUACCUUGGAUGAUGUCAUUCAAACUGGUGUUGAUAACCCAGGCCAUCCCUAUAUCAUGACAGUGGGAUGCGUCACUGGUGAUGAAGAAUGCUACGAUGUUUUUAAGGAGCUCCUUGACCCAAUUAUUGAAGACAGACAUGGAGGUUACAAGCCAACAGACCAACAUAAGACUGACUUGAAUCCUGAGAACCUAAAGGGUGGAGAUGACUUGGACCCAAAUUACGUCAUUAGCUCCCGUGUUAGAACUGGAAGGAGUAUUCGUGGUUUUUGCCUUCCCCCUCACUGUAGCCGUGGAGAAAGGCGUGCCAUUGAGAAGCUGUCAGUGGAAGCUCUUGCCAGCUUGGAUGGAGACUUGAAAGGAAAAUAUUACGCACUCAAAAAUAUGACUGAUGAAGAGCAGCAGCAACUCAUCGAUGACCACUUCCUAUUUGAUAAGCCAGUUUCUCCUCUGCUGUUGGCCUCUGGGAUGGCCCGGGAUUGGCCUGAUGCCAGAGGGAUCUGGCAUAACAAUAACAAAACAUUCCUUGUGUGGAUCAAUGAAGAAGACCACUUGCGUGUCAUCUCUAUGCAGAAAGGUGGUAACAUGAAGGAGGUGUUCAACAGAUUUUGCACCGGACUUACAAAGAUUGAAACCCUCUUCAAGAACAAAGGCUACCAAUUUAUGUGGAAUCAACAUCUUGGGUAUAUCUUGACUUGCCCAUCCAACCUUGGAACUGGUCUCCGUGCUGGAGUUCAUGUUAAGUUGCCAAAACUGAGCAAAAACGAGAAGUUUGCAGAGAUUCUCAAGAGGCUUAGACUUCAAAAGAGAGGAACAGGUGGUGUAGAUACUGCAGCUGUUGGAGGGGUUUUUGAUGUGUCAAAUGCUGACCGUCUGGGAUUCUCUGAAGUGGAACUGGUGCAGAUGGUGGUUGAUGGUGUUAAGCUCUUAAUUGAAAUGGAAAAGCGUCUGGAGAAAGGAGAAUGCAUUAAUGACCUGAUCCCAUCACAGAAAUAAAUGCACUUUAAUGGCCAUUGCUUUCUAAUUUAUUUGACUUAUGGCAGAAGUACCACAAAGCCAGCUCCUGCUUAGUAACACUGUAGUAAUGUCUUCCAUCCAUUCAUGUUAGAACUUUCUUUUUGAUGGCUGCAAUGUUACUGAAAAUAGAAAAUAAACCGUGGUUUUGCCUUCA